Molecule: messenger RNA, 1839 nt
Organism: Paraphaeosphaeria sporulosa
Lineage: Eukaryota; Fungi; Ascomycota; Dothideomycetes; Pleosporales; Didymosphaeriaceae
Exons: 2
Coding region: 1-1839 (612 amino acids)
Biological process (GO): protein N-linked glycosylation
Molecular function (GO): alpha-(1->6)-fucosyltransferase activity
Source: RefSeq, a predicted model, not a curated record
AUGCUCAACCAGGCGACCAAGAGCUUCAGGAAGAUGCACGCGCGGCGCAACCCGAACAACCUGACAGUCGGCUCCACGGCGUCGUACAGCCAGCUCAGCCCCUCCAUCACCUCGGCGACCCUGCUCUCGCCCAACGUUGCGUCCAGAAGAGGCCUGCUGGGCCCGAGUCCCCCGCCCAGUCCUAGCCUGCCGAGCUUGAUCCCCAGACAUGGGAAGAAGCAGUCGUCGACGAGCCAGACGAGGCUCGUCAAGCGGCUGCUGAUAGGCGGAUGUGGUGUCGCGGUGCUCAUUUGGCUCAUCCUGCGCCAGAUGUACGCGCACCACCAGCAGGCUUCGCCGUAUGAGGAGGCGGGGGAGUGGGAGAUGGUGGGGGGGAACCUGCUGCCCGAGGAGCCGUCGGCCGUCAUCGUGCAGGAUGCAAAGGGCAAGUCCAAGUGGACCGUGUCGAUCCCCGCGAGUUACGAGUUCCCGCUCAAGCCGCAACAUUACCGCGAUAUCUGCGGGCAGUCGAUGGAGUUGCAGGCGCAGCUGCGGGAGGAGGCGCAGGGGAAGAGCGGCAUUGCGAGGAGGAUGUUGGAGUACUACCAGAAAGACCAGUACUAUGUUGAUAUCGGGGAUGCCGAGGCGCAGGCGUUGCUGCCAAAGACCAAGCCGAUGGCCAGGCCGAAGGGAUUCGUGGAUGACACCGCGAUUGCCAACAAAGAAUCCACGUACGGCCAGCAGGUCUGCGACAGGACGCUCACAUAUGUCAUGGAGACGAGUGAUGCUGGAUUCGGUAACACGUUGAUGCGCCUGUGGAUGUCGUACGGGCUCGCAAUGGCGGAGAACCGCACUUUCUUCAUUGACGACACACGAUGGCCCUACGGCAAAUACUCCACCUUCUUCCUCCCCCCGCCCGCCGCAGGCUGUCUUCCCCCUCCCCCCUCGCACAUGACACCCUGCCCGCACAGCGCGCGCCACCUCGUCGUCUCGGCCGCAACCGUAACCUCGACCUUCGGCCACGCCUUCACCGAGGAAUACGAAGACCCGACCAAGCAGUACGUCCAGCGGCAGCGCAAGAUCUUCGCCCUCGUCCGCACGGGGUACGAAACGCUCUUCAAGCUCCGCGCCGACGACGCAACCUACGUCCUCGACCGCACGCGCGCGCUGUACGAUCCCAUCAAAGCAGACGGCGGCCUCAGCAUCGGGCUGCACGUCCGCCGGGGCGACAAGCACCCGUACGAGUUCCAGUACCGCGAGGACUACAUCCCGCUGGCGCGCUACAUGGACACGGCGCGCGACCUGUACAUCUCGCGCAUCGAGAGCAAAGCUGCCAAGUCGAGAUCCACGUCUGCGGCCGACGAGAACGCACUCGCCGCGAGACACACGUCCAGCAAGCUCGUCCUCGCCUCCGACGACCCCACCGUCUACGAAGCCGGCGAGCUCGGCCCCAACGCGCUCCGUGCCCAGGACCGCAUCAUCCUCGCCACAAAAGCCGCGCUCGAGGCCGCCCAGGGCAAGAAGAACCCCUGGAUCGACGAGAUCACGGGCUGGGAGGGCGGCUUCUAUCGCGACGUGUUUUUCAGUCUCGGUCAGCCUAGUAAGGACGCGCAGGCGCCGCACGACCCGGCCAAUGUCCCCGAAUCGGCGAGGAGCCUGAGGGAGCUCGUGGGCCGCGCGUAUUUGAUGGAUCUGGCGGUCGUGGGGGCCGCGGAUGCCGUGGUGUGUACGGUUAGCUCGGUGGGCUGUAGGAUUCUGGGGGUGAUGGUGGGGUGGGACAGGGCCUUUGGGAAGGGCGAGGGGAAGGGGGACUGGGUUAACGUGGAUGGCGAGUUUGAUUGGAGGGGGAUUGUGUGGUAG